UGCGGUGGUUGUCUUCAAGUGUCGUGCAUGCAUUUUGUGCAUCCAUUUUUUUUUUUUUUUGCUUUCUUCUUCUAUGCUCUGUAGACUCUGCAUGCACACAUUCAACUUUCUCUCUCUAAAAAUCUAAAAAAAUUCUCUCUUUUUUUUGUUCUCUCUCUAAAUUCUCUGUAAUUGAAUCUUUAUCUGCUCUGUUUAUCUCUUCAUCGAAAACCACCGACCAACCACCGACCACCGACCACCGCCGAUAAUUUUUUUUUGACAGUGUGUGUUUGACCCAUUUUUUCUGCUGAAGAUUAAGUUCAAGAUUCUAUAAUUUUUGUGCUCAUGCUAAGGUUGAUUUUUCAUCUGGGUAUUCGCUACAUUUGAUAUUGGGCUAAGGUUUGAUUUUUAGGGGAAAAAUGGGGUCAAUGAUUUGCAUGAAUGAGCUUUGUCGUGCAACGACGUCGUCUGAAUGGAAGAAAGGUUGGGGAUUCAAAUCCGGUGGAUUUGCUAAGCUUUGCUACAACUGCGGAUCUGCUUUUGAGAAUUUAAUUUUCUGUGAAACAUUCCACCCGGAUGAAUCUGGUUGGAGGGAAUGCAGAACGUGUAGAAAGCACAUACACUGUGGGUGCAUUGCCUCAAAAUAUUUGUAUGAGUACUUGGAUUAUGGAGGUGUUGCAUGUAUAAACUGUGCACGUCAUUUGGAUGGUCAUUCCAUCAGACCAAUACAGGUACCUGGUGAUGAUCUUUCUAAUGGCACCUUGGGAUCUAAGAGUGCACAGCCACUUGGCGUUGAGAAUAAAAUGGAUGAGAAUGACUUUGACAGAAGGAGGCUUAUGCAGACCAAUGAGCCUUGUCAACUCUUUCAAACUCAAAGGAAUGACAAGAAACAAGAGACGAUGCUUCCUAUUGGUAAUGUCAGUACAUGCUUUUCAAAUCUGAACCAGCAGAAUAUUGGAGCUUCUCUAUUUGGCAAACCCGAUAAUGAGAGACCAAGUCAAGGUGUUAAAGAUAUGUAUGAAUCGAUCAAUCAGCCGUCUCUAAAUUUCUCUUUGAGCACUCCAAUUGGUACUUCAAGUUCAGGCCAGCCUUUUCUUGGUGGAGAUGUUGAAGGAAGGGAACAAAGCAAAACUUCUCCCUUCCAACAGGGACAAAGGGCACGCCAUAUAUUGCCCAAGCCCCCCAAACCUAGCCCCACCUCAGGUUCUGAAUCAAUCAAAGGAAUGGCUUCACAAGCGCGGAUUGCAAGGCCACCUGCUGAAGGGCGUGGUGGACGCAAUCAGUUACUGCCUCGAUACUGGCCUCGGAUUACAGACCAGGAGUUGCAGCAAUUAUCUGGAGACUUAAAGUCUACUAUUGUACCACUGUUUGAGAAGGUCCUAAGUGCCAGUGAUGCUGGACGAAUAGGCCGUCUGGUUCUUCCCAAAGCAUGUGCUGAAGCAUACUUUCCUCCAAUUAACCAAUCAGAGGGUCUACCUAUAAGGAUUCAGGAUAUAAAGGGUAAAGAGUGGACAUUUCAAUUCAGAUUUUGGCCCAAUAACAACAGCCGGAUGUAUGUCUUGGAGGGUGUUACCCCUUGUAUACAAAAUAUGCAAUUGCAAGCUGGUGAUACUGUGAUAUUCAGUCGAAUAGAUCCGGGAGGAAAACUUGUUAUGGGAUUUCGGAAGGCAACGAACAAUGUUGACAUGCAGGAUUCUCAAAUGCCUUUACUUCCCAAUGGCAAUGGCUCUGGAGAAACUUCAUUUUCUGGCAUGGCUGAUAACUUUCCGGUGAGUGUUUACUCUAGUCUUCUAGGUCUUUUUGCAAAGCAAGUAUUGUCGCAUGUUGCAGCAUUUGCAUUUUCUCUUUCCCGUAAUGCGAAUUCUUUUUUCCAUCCAAAACAUGAAAAGAAUGGAGGCAGGACAAGCGAGGAUACUGUGAACAGGCAAGUGCUGAUGUCAGAGAAGAAAAAGGCAAGAAACAUCGGGUCCAAAAAUAAGAGGCUUCUUAUGCAUGCUGAUGAUGCUAUGGAACUUAGAAUCACUUGGGAAGAAAUACAAGAGUUGCUACGGCCAUCUCCAACUGCCAAGCCUAACAUUGUUGUGAUUGAGGACUGUGAAUUUGAGGAAUAUGAAGAAGCACCGAUUUUUGGAAAGAGGACAAUAUUUACUGCCCGAUCUUCUGGGGAUCAGGAGCAAUGGGCUCAAUGUGACAGCUGUUCUAAAUGGCGUAGAUUGCCGGUGCAUGUUCUCCUUCCUGCAAAGUGGACUUGUUCAGACAAUAUUUGGGACUCAAGAAGAUGCUCUUGUGCUGCUCCAGAUGAGAUUAGUCCGAGGGAACUGGAAGCUCUCUUUAGAGUUGGCAAGGAUCCUAAGAGACGAAAACUUGUAGACAACAAUGAAGAUUGUGAGUCUUCUGGCCUAGAUGCCUUGGCGACACUUGCUGUUUUAGGAGAUAACAUUGGUGACAUGGGAGAGCCUUCAGUUGGAGCCACAACAAAACAUCCCCGUCAUCGCCCUGGUUGUUCUUGCAUUGUGUGCAUUCAGCCUCCAAGUGGGAAGGGCAAGCACCAUCCCACAUGUAAGUGCAAUGUCUGUUUGACUGUGAAACGUCGUUUUAAGACACUCAUGAUGCGUAAGAAGAAAAAACAAUCAGAACGAGAAGCGGAACUUGCACAGGCAAAGGAUCAGGUCCCUCCUAAAGAUGAAUCAGAAACAGACGGGAUGACGAGUGGAAUAGAGUUGCUUCAAAUGAAUCAUUCCGAAAACGAACACAUGAAUCACUCCGACAAUGAAAGGAAUUCAAAUGGGGAUCAAGUGGAGGAGUUUGGACCCGGGAAGGGACAGUUGGACCUGAACUGCCAUCCGAACCGUGAUGAUGACAUGCUAGCUGAGGCCACUGCUGGAAUGAGCAUGACCUCCCUCGUUAAUGCUGCCAACCUUCCCCUGGAGUAUCUAACGCAGAACAGGCUCGAGAGUUUGGGCAACUCUUUACUGUCAGAAGCUGCAGGUGAGAGUGAAGGGCACCAUCCUAAUAACGGAUUCGUGAAAACUGCAGAGGUUGAACUGGAUAGUAAAGGCGACAAAUCGUAAUUUCUUUUGCGUUUUUUUCCCAGUUAUAUGAGCCUUUUGUUAAGAUAUAUAGUGUUGUUCAAAACCUCAUUGUUGAGGUGUUAUACAUACUCACAGUUGGAGGAGUCUGUUGUGUCUUCAAUUCCUUCACUUUUUGUGGGUUCUCAUACAUACCUUCUGCUGGAAAAUGUACUUUGUUCUUUUGCCUAAUGUGUACUCUCUAUCAAGGAAAAGCUACCAAAGUU
Molecule: messenger RNA, 3274 nt
Organism: Solanum dulcamara
Lineage: Eukaryota; Viridiplantae; Streptophyta; Magnoliopsida; Solanales; Solanaceae
Product: B3 domain-containing transcription repressor VAL1-like
Exons: 13
Coding region: 399-3050 (883 amino acids)
Molecular function (GO): DNA binding; zinc ion binding
Source: RefSeq, a predicted model, not a curated record